Molecule: messenger RNA, 1151 nt
Organism: Austrofundulus limnaeus
Lineage: Eukaryota; Metazoa; Chordata; Actinopteri; Cyprinodontiformes; Rivulidae
Source: RefSeq, a predicted model, not a curated record
UGUUCUAAGAUCAGUCUAGUCAAAGCAUAUCCUGCCGGACAAAUACAAAAAGCUAUUAAAAUGUACGCUGUAAUAGAUGAACAGUCCAAUAGGUCACUGGCAAAGUCAGAGUUCUUCAACCUUUUUGAUAUCGAUUCCAGUCCCAUUCCUUACACAUUAAAGACUUGCUCUGGAAAAGCACAGGCAUCAGGAAGGAGAGCUGUAAACUUCUUCAUCGAGUCCAUGGAUGGAAAGGUCAAUCUCCAGCUACCCCCUUUGAUAGAAUGUGACUCUGUUCCAGAUGACAGAACUGAAAUACCUUCUCCUGAGAUGGCACAGCAUCACCCACAUCUACUCAAAGUAGCAGACAAAAUCCAACCUGUCGACCACCACGCUCCUAUUCUUUUACUCUUAGGAAGGGACAUCCUCAGGGUUCAUAAGGUACGUGAGCAAAUCAACGGGCCCAAUAAUGCACCUUAUGCACAAAGGCUAGACUUAGGCUGGGUUAUUGUAGGGGAGGUGUGUUUAGGAAACGCUCAUGGUCAGUCAGAGGUCAACGUUUACAAGACACACACCUUAGAUAACGGUCGUGCUUCCUACUUUGAGCCCUGCCCAAACACAAUUCAUGUUAAAGAGAAUUAUGGAGUCACUUUAAACCCUGCAUGCGACAUGGACAGUUUGGGAAACGCUGUGUUUGUUAGGUCUGAGUAUGAUGACAAACAAGCUAUGUCAAUUGAUGACAAAACAUUUCUAACAAUAAUGGACAACGAAGUCUAUCAAAACGAAGAGAACUGCUGGGUGGCACCCUUACCUUUUUGCUCUCAGAGAAGAAAGCUGCCUAAUAAUAGAGAACAAGCCCUCAAACGCCUUUCCUCACUGAGAAAGGCUCUAACAAAGAAACCGGAAAUGAAAGCUCAUUACAUCCAAUUCAUGCAAAAAAUGUUGGACAACGAUCAAGCAGAACACGCUCCACCUCUGCCAGCCGAUAAAGAACAUUGGUAUCUACCCACAUUCGGCGUAUACCACCCACAGAAGCCAGAACAAAUACGGGUCAUGUUUGACUCUAGUGCCGAGUGUGAUGGAGUUUCUCUCAACCAAGUGCUUCUUACUGGACCAGAUUUGAACAACUCUCUGUUAGGAGUUCUGCUACGCUUUCGUAAAGAGCCCAUAGC